Molecule: messenger RNA, 621 nt
Organism: Penaeus vannamei (Pacific white shrimp)
Lineage: Eukaryota; Metazoa; Arthropoda; Malacostraca; Decapoda; Penaeidae
Product: hormonally up-regulated neu tumor-associated kinase homolog
Biological process (GO): protein phosphorylation
Molecular function (GO): ATP binding; protein kinase activity
Source: RefSeq, a predicted model, not a curated record
AUGGCCAAGGCAGUUGACCACGCCCCGCUGUUUGAAAAGGAGGUGUUGAUCUUGAUGGGUUUAAAUGGCCUCGGAGGAGUGCCCAGAGUGCUGGCCUUAUGCCAGGGUUACCCCGGAUUCCUGAUGGAGUUCUGCAUCGGGAAAACCUUCCUGACGAUGCUCUCCGACACGACCCCCGUCAGCACCCUCCUGCGGGGGAUACACAAUCUGGUUCUAAGGGUCCGGGAGAUUCACCAGGCGGGAUACGUGCACAACGAUCUCAAGCUUGACAACGUCAUACUUGAGGAAGGCGCCGACGGCACGGUCCGGACACGCGUGAUCGACUUGGGUCUGUGCACGCGCUUAGGUGAGAUCCCCGGCUUCCAGGGGGUGCCCGAGAACCACCCCCACAUAGCCCCCGAGCUCCUGCGGAACGGCGUGGCCUCCGUCGAGUCGGAUGUGUUCUCUCUCGGGAUGAUGCUGAAGGGAGUCCUGCAGGUGCACGCCAGGUCCUUCCCUCAGGAGUUCGAGCUGUUCCACCUGGCGCAGGCGAUGACCCGCCUCGCUCCGCGCGAGCGGACGCCCUUCCAGAGGUGCGUCGACGUCCUCGCCGACAACCUCGUCGUCCCGCGCCAGGAGUGA